AUGUCCAAUGUGUAUAUGUUAAAAGAUAUAAAAGAUAGAGGAGGUUCUAAAGGAGCCGGGCAUCAGCUAGGUAGUGCAUAUGAGGAAGAUGUCGAAAAAAAAUUAUAUUCUGCUUUUAGAUCCAAAGCCGAAAUUAAUGAUCUUAGUGAAGGGUUGCUGACUAAAAUUUCAGAGUAUUCAGAGCGAGAGGAGGAGUUUCAGCGGAUCAGUACUGAUGUUAAAAAUAAGAUUAGCCGGUUAAAUGCAGUUAAUACUAGGCUUAGAACCCGACUUACUUCUAAACAGAUAUCCCAUAAUGAACUUGAAGCCAAAUGUUCUGCCGAAAUAAAAUUGCUAAAAUCUUCAAUUAAAUCAUUGAAGGGAGAAGCGACCUUGGCCCAGAAAGCUUCAUUCCUCGAUAAGGUCAAGAUUAUUUCUCUUGAAGCUAAGAUAGAUGAAUUGGAAGCUGAGUUGGAGAACCUAAAACAAGAAUGGAUAGAUUCUCCACCACGUGCAUCCCAGGAUUCGAAUAUAGUGAGAGGGUUACUAGAGGAGCCACCCCAAAUAAACUCAUCUGAAAUUGAUUCUCUUAGGCUUGAAUUGGGACAGGUAAAGGAGAAUUUAAAUUCAAAAAAACACGAAAUAGAAUGUAUAGAAAAAGGGAUAAAGGCAACAGAUACUAUAUAUAAACAGGAAUUAGAUAGAUUGUCUUCUCUGCAAUUAAAUUUAAUAGAGGAAAAUUCUCACCUCCGAGGUUUAGUGUUAAAGAAAGAUAAUGAAGCGGUUCCAGAAGGAUCAGCUGAGCAUGUGCCUCCUAUUACGAGCGAUGCAAAAGAAAAAGAGAGUGAACAGGUUCUAAAAGAACCACAACUUUCCACUCUUAACCCUCCACCCUCUCAAAUAUUUUCUGUAGGUGGUGCGGAAGCCAAGUCUUUACUAGCAACUACUUCUACCAUUGCGGGUUCCUUAAUGAUGCCAAUGAUAAUAUAUUCCAUACUUACCUUACUACUGAUUGCAAUUAUAUGGAUUGUAGUUGGGAAAAAACUAUGA
Dentiscutata erythropus is the source of this 1029-nucleotide messenger RNA. NCBI's taxonomy places the organism in Eukaryota, Fungi, Glomeromycota, Glomeromycetes, Diversisporales, Gigasporaceae. The record is from the annotation of a GenBank genome assembly.